AUGUUAUAUUGCUUUUUUAAAUAUUUAUGCGCUUUGUUUUACAUGUUGCAAAAAGCUUUUAACAAGUUUAAAUCGAACGUAAGUUAUAAAAAUGGAUUCCGUUUAAUCGGUUUUGCUGCUUUUUUAAGCGUUAGGUUUUGGGCGUUAUUUAUAUCGGUUAUUAACAAAUCCAAUUUUUUCGAACCCUUUAAAUUCGCUUUGCUGGAAACGGUAAUUUUUCGAUUUGUUAAAAAUUUAACGAAUGCUUUUGGGGCCUUUUUGUUAAAAUUUUCGAAAAAGGCGGAAAAAAAAAAAUUCGCCGCUAUAAUAACGGUAUUCGAGCAUAAACUUAAAAAUCCAAGUUUAAAUUCGAUCGUUAAAAGCGGCUUAAAAUGCUUUUUUUAA
Molecule: messenger RNA, 384 nt
Organism: Gaeumannomyces tritici R3-111a-1
Lineage: Eukaryota; Fungi; Ascomycota; Sordariomycetes; Magnaporthales; Magnaporthaceae
Exons: 3
Coding region: 1-384 (127 amino acids)
Source: RefSeq, a predicted model, not a curated record